Molecule: messenger RNA, 672 nt
Organism: Paramuricea clavata
Lineage: Eukaryota; Metazoa; Cnidaria; Anthozoa; Malacalcyonacea; Plexauridae
Source: the annotation of a GenBank genome assembly
AUGCAUAUAAACGACUGGAAUAGCGGUUCGGAAAAUCAACAUGUUUCCCUAAAACCUGUUUCUGUACUUCUCGCCGUUGGGCUUCAAACGCCAAACCCGAAGUCCAAGGCAAAGGACCAUCAAGAUGCCUUGUCAAAGCGACUUGCACUUUGGAAGGACGGUGAGAUCAGUAAGCUAAUACGUGACCGGGGACGAAUCAUACAAAGUCGUAUUGGAAAAUUUAAAGGAUCAAACCACCCUGAUAAAGCUAAAGUCUUUGCUAAGCUUGUGCUAGAAGGUCAAAUCAACUCCGCCCUUCGCUUCCUGAGUGAAAACUCAAAUGGCGGCGUGUUAACGUUAACUGACGAUGUAAUGACGCAAUUAAAACAGAAGCAUCCUGAGCCACAACCAGCAAAACUAGGAUCGGUAUUAUUUGGCCCGCUCAAUGACGAGAUACCCGAAUCUGUUUACUCACAGAUCAAUGGUGAGAUCGUUAGGCAAGCCGCUUUCAGAACAAAGGGAUCCGGAGGCCCGUCUGGUGUCGAUGCUAACGGCUUUAGAAGAAUGUUGGCAUGUAAGUCCUUUAAGCAAUCAUCUACAAGACUGUGCGAAGCUAUAGCCAGAAUGGCCAAGACUUUGUGCACACAAUAUAUCGAUCCUACCACUAUCGAAGCAUUGAUUUUAGUCGUUUAA